CUGAGAAAAAAAAAUUGGAAGUGCGACAAGAAACAAUCACCGAGAAACUGUGAGAACCGGGAGGCUUUGGCCCCUGAUGAUUUGGGUGGCUGUGGUCUCUUCUGUCACCCCUCAUCCUGAGUGAAGCCCCCUCUGUCCCCCCCCCCAAACACACACGCAUUCAAACCAAGGCGAUGACACACCAUUCCAACUCUGUCCGAGACCAUAUGAAAUGGGCCGGGUUGCUGGGUUGUGAGGCGGUGCUGUCCAGCAUGGCCCUGAUGCAAGCCAACAGCAUGCCAGGCCAGAAGAAGAUGAUGUCAAACUUGGGCCAGGGACACAGGGCCAGCAACGAGAGCCAGCAGAGCCACUCACACCACCACGGACACCAGGUUCACCACGGGCAACCACACCACAGCCACAUGGGCCAUCCCUCAGGCGGGAGCUGUCCUCCCCUGUUAAUCCGAAAGGACGGUGAUUAUCACUCAUCAAAGCUGAUGGACUCAAAGGACAUGCAGGCAAACCAAAAUAUGCAACCCAAGAAGAAGCACAAAAAAUCCCACAAAGCUAAAGAGAAAGUGGAGCAUUUACUUCCAGCAGUGAGUAUGGAUGACGACAGUUCCUUGAGAGUGCAGAAGAACUUCAUCUGUGACCACUGCUAUGGAGCGUACCGGAGCAGCUACCACCUCAAGCGACACAUACUCACACAUACAGGCGAAAAGCCGUAUGCUUGUGAUGCAUGUGAUAUGCGGUUCAUUCAGCGUUACCACCUUGACAGACACAAGAGGGUGCACAGCGGAGAGAAGCCGUACCAGUGUGAUCGCUGUCAUCAGACCUUCUCCCGGACAGACAGGCUGCUGAGGCACCGGCGGCUCUGCACAGUCGGAGUGAGCAAAGAAGAGAGCCAGUACUCGCAGGACUCAUCUAACCAUCCGGCCUCCUGGAGCCCCCUACAGCCUUCCAACAACCGCCUAACUGUCUGACCCCCAGACCCUCCCCCCCACAGAGACAGUACAUAACAGCCGCCUGAAUCUCAGUCAGGUCGAAUGUUGGAGCCCGACUGUACUGUAACCUGAAAACAGCCCGGCUUGAAUCUUUAGUUUGCUUUUAUCAGCUCACGCAUAGAGUUUGAUCGUGGAUUUUUGUACUUUUUUUAAUCUACUGUUACAGUCACAAUACACAUAAAAAGGAGGACAAUUAAUUCACAAUCUUGGACAACAGUUAAUGGUGUUCUGGCAAUAACUUAAUGACAAAGGCAAACAUCUGCUUAUAUCUGAAAGGUUUUUUGGUUUUGCUGCCAAGACAUUCUGAAUAUUUUUGACUGCAUGGACCGUAAGUGCAUCACACAGCGCCUCCUAUGUGUCCUGCUGUCCUGCAAUCAGCCCCAGAGCUGCCUGUAACUACACAUGGACCGUUCACUGAGGGACACAGAACCAUGUUGCUUUUUAAGUCCUGCCCAUUUUGUGUUGAUGAGGUUACGACUCAUCUACCGGCCUCUGCUGACAAGCAGGAACAUCACAAGGCUUGAUGUCGUUGCUGCGUCGAGGAAACAGUUCUCCUCCUGUCCCAUGCGUCUGAACACCGGCAUUAUACAACACUAAAGACAGGUUAUUUAUGAUGCUCCGGAAAUGUUCAUUUUCAAUGGAUUUUGGUGUUAGUUAAGUUGUGUAGGGACUUCUGGCACGUGUUCACUGCUGUACCUUGUUUUAAAGAGGUAAUGUCCGAGCUGUGGCAGGUGACACGAUUGAAACCCGGAGCCUGUUCAGACCUGGUGUAAACAUCCGUCCGGAGUGAUCUGAUCACACUGUUGAGUCCAAAGCGUCCUGAGAUCUGAUCACUUGAACCCCAUUCAGAGGUGGUCAAGGGCGCACGUGGCUCCAAAUGCAUCCUGGGCCACAUAUUCAGGACGGCCUGCUCAGCUGACGUCUCUCACCCGCCGCUCAGUUUCACAAAAAUGAAUCAAAUGUAUUUUUAUGCUUUUCAGUUUCAAUGCGUUGAUUUGUCUGUGGCCAAGUCACAAUAUUAACAAUGAUCGACACAUAACGAUUGAUACUUUUUUCCCACUGGGUAAAAUCUGUCAUAACAACUGAAUGAGAUCUGUUCGGUCUGUCCCGACCCUCUGUCUAUAAACCUCUCUCUUGACCGCUUGUGCUGACACAUAGACAUAGUGACUUAAAUUUGCUUGUGAUUAUUUGCAUUCAAAAGGUGGAAGUGAGAUCCGAUCACAAGUGGUCACAGGAGCUUUCAAGAACAUUCUGCCUAAUGCUGCCCAAUUGUGAUCUGAUUUCUCAGGACGGAUGUUAACCGCCGGGUCUGAACAGGACCCCAGUAGAAGAUUGACAGGUUUUGUAGGAAUAGCCCUGAUUGUUUUGUUUUUUUAAUCCUCUUGAACAAGUUUAUUGGACUUUUUUAAAUAUUGUUAGCUGGAUGUAGGAACCACCUGUCUGUGGCACACUCAAUAUACUGUAAAUUCAAUAUGUCUCUUUUCCUAGAAACCACUGUCAGUCUUAUUUUCCCCCAGUCUGCGUCAGAUUCCUCUGACUCUGAAAGAUUCCAUCCUUUCAGGGUGUUUCUGAUAAGUGAGGCUGGGUCAGCAUAUUGUCGGUAAUCCCUGAGAUUUACCUGAGAGCCCAUGAAAUCUCAUCAAAAAUUAAUUUUAUUUUACUGUUUGCACACAUCUGGAUCAAAACUAUCCCUAGACCCCAAAGACUCAUAUUGUCUGGAGCUCAGCAGUUUAAUUCAGCUCUCAUGAAAUUGCCAGUUCCUGCAGCUAAAAGUAUAAUUUGGCUCAUCUGCAGAUUUCCAGAGCUGAUCUCCGUCUUGACCUGAGUGAAUGUGAUGUGAAUACAGUGCCAUGUCAUUUCAUCCCCACUCUGACCGUGAGCAUCUUCAGUGAAGAUGAUAAUUGUGGCUCGGCGGACUACAAGGUCUACAUGGUGUUUUCUAUGAUGAUAACCUACAUUGUAUUACUGCAAGUUCUGGCUCUCUGUAGGAUCAAAUCAGUUUGUAAACACUGGACUGAAGAUAGUAGCUCAGUAGUGAAGAAGAGAGGAGUAACAUUUGUUUUCUGUUUAGACUAAAGCCUGUUUUAAAGUAGACUGGUAGUUCUGUUGCUUUCAGACUUUUAGAACGUGGGGAAGGACACUGACUCUUCUACUGUUUAUGAAGUUAAUAUAUAUUUAAAUUGUAUUAGGGGUAGAAAAUAGUAUGUAUGGGACCUACACUCCAAAAACAAAUCAAAAGUAUUUACAAAGUUAUAAACCUUAGUCUGAUGAUUUCUUGUGGCAACUGAAAAGGCAGUAGCGAGUUAUUGUUCAUCUUGUUAGCUGGAGUAAAGUAAGAGCCGACACUCUUACCAAUUUUAGAAUAGCAGCCAUGACUGUCACCAUAUUUUUUUUUGCAUUUUUCUUUUGCAUGUAGUUGUUGGAGGAACUUGUACAUAUAUAUUUUGUUCUGAUAAACGUUUUUUUUUUUAAA
Limanda limanda (common dab) is the source of this 3456-nucleotide messenger RNA. It is a transcript of the gene znf740b, whose product is annotated as zinc finger protein 740b. The transcript has 7 exons. The record is from RefSeq and is a predicted model, not a curated record. NCBI's taxonomy places the organism in Eukaryota, Metazoa, Chordata, Actinopteri, Pleuronectiformes, Pleuronectidae. The coding region runs from base 174 to 962 and encodes 262 amino acids.